This is a messenger RNA of Cynocephalus volans (Philippine flying lemur), 1348 nucleotides long. RefSeq names its product hes family bHLH transcription factor 6 (gene HES6). Lineage: Eukaryota; Metazoa; Chordata; Mammalia; Dermoptera; Cynocephalidae. The record is from RefSeq and is a predicted model, not a curated record. Gene Ontology annotation, molecular function: protein dimerization activity; DNA-binding transcription factor activity, RNA polymerase II-specific; RNA polymerase II cis-regulatory region sequence-specific DNA binding. Gene Ontology annotation, biological process: regulation of neurogenesis; regulation of transcription by RNA polymerase II; anterior/posterior pattern specification. Gene Ontology annotation, cellular component: nucleus. The transcript is spliced from 4 exons. The coding region runs from base 75 to 749 and encodes 224 amino acids.
GCCGCGGGCCCGCAGCGGUGCAGCCGGCGGCGCAGGCGCUCGCCGUCCCUGCCGCGCUCCUGGAGACGCGGGACAUGGCUCCGCCCCCGGCGCCCGGCCGGGACCGUGCGGGCCGGGAGGAUGAGGAUGGCUGGGAGGCGCGGGGGGACCGCAAGGCCCGAAAGCCCCUGGUGGAGAAGAAGCGGCGCGCGCGGAUCAACGAGAGCCUGCAGGAGCUGCGGCUGCUGCUGGCGGGCUCCGAGGUGCAGGCCAAGCUGGAGAACGCCGAGGUGCUGGAGCUGACGGUGCGGCGCGUGCAGGGCGCGCUGCGGGGCCGGGCGCGCGAGCGCGAGCAGCUGCACGCUGAAGCAAGCGAGCGCUUCGCCGCCGGCUACAUCCAGUGCAUGCACGAGGUGCACACGUUCGUGUCCACGUGCCAGGCCAUCGACGCCACCGUCGCUGCAGAGCUCUUGAACCACCUUCUCGAAUCCAUGCCACUGCGGGAGGGCAGCAGCUUCCGGGAUCUGCUGGGGGAUGCCCUGGCCGGGCAGCCUGGAGCCCCCAGGCGAAAUGGCUGGCCCACGGGAGGGGCUCCGGGGUCCCCUCUGCCCAGCCCCCCAGGUCCUGGGGACGAUCUGUGCUCUGACCUGGAGGAGGCUCCUGAGGCCGAACUGAGUCGGGUGCCUGCUGAGGGGCCAGACUUGGUGCCGGCGGCCCUGGGCAGCCUGACUACGGCCAGAAUAGUUCAGAGUGUGUGGAGGCCUUGGUGACCAGCACCAGCCAGGGACCUACGUGGUGGGCCCAGCCUUCCCAUGCUCUACUCCCUCCUCCCUGGGGUUCAGAUGUAAUGGGGCAGGGCUCUGGUUGUCUCCCAGGUCUGCUCUCACUCUUCCGUCAAUGGAUGGCUUGCAGGGCAGCCCCUGAUGAGCAGCCCAGUCAAGCCCCUAGCCCUGUCUCGAGUAACUUUUAUGGACCCUACUGCUCUGGGGUGGGUGGAGGGAGGGAGCUACAGGCAGUAGAAAGUGCUGUAGAGCUACCAGAGCUCUCCCAGGUUCUCCUUCCCAGCCUUGUCAGACUCUGUGAGUCACACAGAGGUGACCUGAGUGGUGCUGAGCUGCUUCUUGGUGCUGGGCACUAGUGUCCCAGGUAGGGUCACUCAGGCCCUGGCAGCCCUGGUCUAAACAGAAGUUUGAAUGCGCUGCUUCAGCCAAGAGACUAGGGGGAGGCAGGUGCAUUCUGCUGUACAGCCGGGAGCUGCCGGAAAGAAGGGAGGAGGCUCUCUGUACAUCCUGGGUGUAGCAAGCUUGAGUUUGUGUAUUCAGUUGCCAUCAAAUGUUCCAAUUUUAUUAAAUAAAGAAUUUUGGAGUUA